AUGUAUCCAAACCUGUACGAAUACAUUCUGUCCUUUAGUCGGCUUAUGGUGUUACAUUUAAAAAUGAUGAAUGAUUUCGCCUCUUCCAAAAGCAUUACCGGACCAGCAUUGCAUGCGCUAUUUCAGCUAUCGGGUGCAUUGCGCACCGUUUUAUCUCACGUACACGACCGACUUUCUUCCCCAGAAUUCAAAGUAAAGGGAGGAUUAGAGCUAACACAAAUCGAUCAGUCCGUGUCAUUGCUAGUGCGCGCUGCUGAGAUUUGCAUUAGUGAGACGGAAGUGCAAGCGAAUAUCAUUCGUACACUAAGCGUUUUGUCGGAGCGCCCCGACUGCUGCGAGCGUCUUGCAGAAACAGCCCCCCGUCUGGGUAUUUUGUUGGGCUCGGUAACGCAAACGAGCUCGUCAGUAGAAAGAGAGCUUGUUUCUUCUAAUCGGUUAGGGUACAUUCUUGGGAACAUAAUGGCUCGUUGCGAUGUGGCCCGUGUACAAUUUUACAACUGUGAUGUUUCAUGUGAUGCAUUGAUAGCGGCAUUAGAAUAUUAUGCGACAAAGCGUUUCACAAUCCGCAAUCAAAUGGGCGAUUCCAUCGUAGACGUGUUGACUAAACUUGUAAGAAUUGUGGCGAAUCGGCAAUCAUUAGGAGGAAUACUGCUCAAAUUGUUACUUGCCGCCAUCAAUCCAAAGACAUCGGAAUUAGAAGAACUGCUCUUCGCUACCCUUGGAGCUUUACACAACUUGUCUUAUUAUUAUGAAUUGAACGAGCCGCAUGAAGCUGCCCCGAAUACCGGAAGUAUUGGUCAAAACUGGAAAGCUAUCUGUGGUGCGUUAUGUCGUAUUCUAAAUAGUGACCACAACCCGACCAGAUCGGAAGUUGCCCGCGUUCUAGGCAAUAUGACGAGGAACAGUGUAAUACGGGAAGCAUUUUACGAGGAGAAUGGACUGUUGAUAUUGAAACGAUGUAUCAGCUCGAACGACGAUGAGCUCAUAGUAACUGCAUGUGGCGUUUUGGUGAAUGUACUAGGUGACUGGACUCGAAGAGUGCCGUUUCAGGAGCUCGAUGGUCCCUUGAUGCUGAGACAAAUCUUACAUCGCGGUGUAACUAAACGUGACUGGAUUAUGGCUGGCAUCACUUGCCAAGCAAUCUGGAACUAUCUUAUCGACGCCGGGGACAUUCUGCAGACAUUGAGCCAAGCUAGCAUUGAUUGUAUAUGCGAAGAUCUAGCAGAGACACUAGACGAAGAAACUCUAUUCAAUGGAAACAAACCUGAUGCUUUCUGGGAAGAAUUUGCGCCAGUCGCGGCCGAUCUGUUGGAACGAUUACAAUUUGGGAUAUCUGGAAGGAGCUCCACUGGUGAAACAUCGGAGGAUGAGCCAACCGAUCGCGACAAUUUUCAAGAGAAAUGAUAACGUAUGGUAGUAGAAUAAAUUUAAUUACUUCGGUAAGAGAAAGACGAUUCAAACCACAUUUUGAUUCUCAUUUUUACAUAUUGUUAACGAGGUGGUUUUUAUUAGAAUCGAACUAAAGUUUGCCUUGGAGGUAGAAAAACUGUGCAGAAACUAAACAAAUGCAUCUUUAUAAACUACUUUUUUUGCAUGUUAUCUCGAACAUUUUUCUUCCAAUUCACGUUUUUCGGUGGUUCAUAUAUUUUUUUCUGACUAUGGAGGUCGUGUUACGUAACUUUAAGCAAUAGAUUAAGGAUUGUUCAUUCGUAAGUAGAGGAUAGAGGAUUUGUUGUUCGU
This is a messenger RNA of Anopheles aquasalis, 1740 nucleotides long. RefSeq names its product armadillo repeat-containing protein 2-like. The record is from RefSeq and is a predicted model, not a curated record. Lineage: Eukaryota; Metazoa; Arthropoda; Insecta; Diptera; Culicidae. Gene Ontology annotation, biological process: cilium organization.